AUGUCCCAAGGAAAUCCCCUUCGAGUCCUAGUCAUCGUCUCGCACCGGAGUUCUCAGAUAACCAAAGCCCAAAACAACCCAGAAGCCCUCCUACCAAAAGCCAUCCGCCUCCUCAAAUCAUGCCACCUGUACCUCCCACAAGAAGCUCGCCCAGCAACAAAGUUAGUGGCAGCUCAGAAGUGGCGAACGCGAGUAUUCUUCGUCUUCGACAUCUGCCACACGGCCUACGACGCCAAUCUCGGCCAUCUGCCCGAGCAGAAUAAGCUCCCCGUUGCUGUUGUUCAUCUUAGCAAAAGGAACACGGCCUAUGAGGCGAAUGUGUGGUUGUCGAAGAGGGUAAACAGAGAUAUCGCUCUGUUUCACAAUGCGAAUGGCUUCGGGGCUGUGCCACCCUUUGUGGAGGAUCAUACCGUGGGAAAGCCACCUGAGUAUAUGAACCCGAGGGAUAUUUCACUCUUGCAGGCCUCUUGCGUUUGA
Molecule: messenger RNA, 477 nt
Organism: Penicillium verrucosum
Lineage: Eukaryota; Fungi; Ascomycota; Eurotiomycetes; Eurotiales; Aspergillaceae
Exons: 1
Coding region: 1-477 (158 amino acids)
Source: RefSeq, a predicted model, not a curated record